AUGUUGCCUCCCGAGUCUGAUAUGGAAAUCGAGCGCACUCAUUCGGAUGGUAGCGGUGUGGAAGAGGCAUUGGAGCCGCCGGUCGAGACUGAGUUCGGGUCAUCUGGAAGUGACAGUAUAAUGGGUGAAAAUGAGCAGAGUCUUCCUGACAUGGAACCGUCUGUAGCAGAUGAACUCGAGCACCUUGAACCCAUUCGGGAGGAGCCAAGUUUCAGUGCAAAUGAAGAAUCGGAAGGUCAUGCUGAGUUAGGAUUUGAGGACGAGCAGCCACGACGAGGGAGUGAAGAGAGUAUAGCUGGGAGGGAGUCCCUGGAAGAUGCCAACAUGGAAGAGCAUGCAAGCGAACAAGAUGACGGCAGUGCUUCGAGGCAGCGAUUGAGGAUGGCACGAACACGGUUUUUAUGA
Messenger RNA from Penicillium daleae, 405 nucleotides. RefSeq lists its product as uncharacterized. The transcript has a single exon. The record is from RefSeq and is a predicted model, not a curated record. The coding region runs from base 1 to 405 and encodes 134 amino acids. NCBI's taxonomy places the organism in Eukaryota, Fungi, Ascomycota, Eurotiomycetes, Eurotiales, Aspergillaceae.